Molecule: messenger RNA, 555 nt
Organism: Gongylonema pulchrum
Lineage: Eukaryota; Metazoa; Nematoda; Chromadorea; Rhabditida; Gongylonematidae
Source: the annotation of a GenBank genome assembly
AUGGCUGGACGUGAGAUCCCCGAGCUUGUUCAGUAUUGUCGGUUUAGUGUCUCCUCAAUGGAUUCAGCGCAGCUGCAUGACAAAGUGGUGGAUGCUUACAAUCCUUACUACGGUUAUUUUGAUGAACGCUACGACGUGCUCCAGAAAUUGGGCCAAAAAAAUGGUGCAAAGAAGAAAGAAGAUAAGCCAGACAAAAGUGAAAAAAAGGAAUCGAAGAAGUCGGAUAAAGGUGAAAAAAAGGAAUCGAAGAAGUCGGAUAAAGCUGAAUUGAAAAAGGAAUCGAAAAAAGCCGACAAAGAUGAAAAGGAGUCGAAGAAGGCAGACAAGGACAAGAAGGCAUCGCCGAAAGUUGACGAAGGUGAAAAGGAAGUAGAGAAGCUAGAAGUUAAGAGAACUAUAAAAAGGGAAGUAGGUGGCACCAAAGAAGGAAUAUUCAAGGAUGACCAUGACCAGUACGAGGCAAGCAAUUUUGAACAAGGGAAAGAAGAAGAGGACGAAGAGAAAGGUAAAGAAUUCAAUAUCAUAGUGGCGAUAAUUGAGGCUAGAAUGAUAUGA